UGUGGUUCAUAGUCACAGAUAUAUGCAAUAAUUUACAUUUUCUUCCUUUGUCUUUUCUCUGGCAUCCACACGCAAACACACACAUAUACAAGUAUAUAAACUUCAACAUUUCAUGGUGUCUAUGACCCAUCGAGAGGUUUUCUUGGAUACAAUAUUCAAUGCAAAUAGCAACCAUGUCAUAUAUCUGUGAUUUGGAGAUCCACAUUAAUGGUGAAGAAACAUUCUUCCUCAAUGAGAAAGUUUUAACAGCAUAUUCAGAGAGGCUGAAGAAGAUAAUCAAGCAAGAAAAGAGGAGGACCCAGAUGAGGAAUUCUUGCAUAGAAAUCCAUGAUUUCCCUGGAGGAGCAUGUGGGUUUGAGCUGAUUUCAAGGUUUUGUUACAACAAUGGUGGAAUCACAACCACAGUGUCUAAUGUGUCCCUACUGUAUUGCUCUGCUGUUUUCCUUGGUAUGACUGAGAAAGUUUCGACCCAGAAUCUCUUGAAACAAACAGAAAGUUUUCUUGAGGGAUUGUUUUAUUGGUCAUGGAAAGACAUAAUUGUGUGCCUCAAGAGCUGUGAAUCAUUAUUCUCAUAUGCAGAUUCAUUCGGUCUAUUGGAAAAGCUAAUUUGUGCACUUUUGGCAAAGAUUGCUCAGAAUUCAGAUUUAGGACUAAUUGCUGCUAGUUCUUCCUCGUCUUCAUCUUCUCCAGAUACUCCAUCUGGGUUUAGAUUAUUCUCUCCCUCAUCCAAAACCACCUCUGAAUCAACCAAGCUAAGUUCAUCAAGCAAAGCAUGGUGGUUUGAUGAUUUGGCCAGUUUACCACCACAGAUUAUUGAAAAAAUCAUCCAGAGUUUGGGGGCUUUUGGUACUGAUAACAACAGUCUUAUCCUUACAAGAUUUCUACUUCAUUACCUGAAACUAGCAAUCCAUAGGAGAGUUCAUAGCCGCACACAACCAGGUGUUUUCAGUUCAAAAUGUGCAUUUCUUGGUCUUGCAGAGACUGCUGUUAAUGGGGUAAUUUCAGCUGGGAAAAGGGCAUUUUCUUGCAGAGCUCUGUUUUGGGUGUUGAGAAUUCUGUCUGGUUUUGGAUUGAGCAAAGAGGGUAGGCUUGGUUUGGAGAGAUUGAUUGGUGAAUUGCUUGAUGAGGCUACAUUGGAUGAUUUAAUGGUUUCUGGGCAUGAUAGAGGUGUUUAUGAUGUAAAUCUUGUUAUAAGAUUGAUCAAAGUGUUUGUUAACAAUGAUGGAGUUUCUGUACAGAAGUUGAAGAAAGUUGGUAAAUUGGUUGAUAAAUAUUUGGGUGAAAUAUCUCCUGAUCAGAACCUUAAGACCACAAAAUUUCUUGGAGUUGCAGAAAGUUUACCAGAUUCUGCCAGAAACUCUUAUGAUGGGGUUUACAGAGCCAUUGAUAUCUACCUUGAGGCUCACCCGGCACUUCCAUUCGAUGAAAGGUCGAAACUUUGCAGAUGCCUAAACUAUAAAAAGCUCAGCCUUGAAGUUUGUAAGGAGUUGGCAAAAAAUCCAAAAAUCCCACCUAGGGUUGCAAUUCAAGCCCUUAUAUCCCAACAAUCCAAAGUGCCCAAAAAUGAACUUGAUCACUGCAGGAGUCUAAGUAAUGCAAGUGAUUCCCAAAUGGGUUCUAAUAGUGGUAGUGAUAAGGAAAGCUUUGCAGAGGAAAAUGGAGAUGUGAAGAUAAAUUUACAAAGAAUGCAAAGAAGGGUUGUGGAAUUGGAGAGUGUUUGUAAAGAAAUGAAGGGUCAGAUGUCAAAAUUGGUUAGGCACACUGUGUUGACACCUACUCAGGCUAGAGCUUUGCCUAAAUUAUGUUGAUAAUCUUUUUCCUCCUCAAUCUUCAUAGUGAUAUAUAUAUGUAUAUAUAUAUAUAUCAGUUUGUGAAAGAUUAGUGUGAGAUUUUUCUUCUUUGUGAUAAAUUGUGAAUUGGGGAGUUUUUCUUUAGCUAUGGCAUAUUUUUGUCCA
Messenger RNA from Ziziphus jujuba (common jujube), 1955 nucleotides. RefSeq names its product BTB/POZ domain-containing protein At3g19850. The transcript has 3 exons. Bases 159 to 1808 code for a protein of 549 amino acids. Lineage: Eukaryota; Viridiplantae; Streptophyta; Magnoliopsida; Rosales; Rhamnaceae. Gene Ontology annotation, molecular function: protein binding. The record is from RefSeq and is a predicted model, not a curated record.